Phialemonium atrogriseum is the source of this 3123-nucleotide messenger RNA. RefSeq lists its product as uncharacterized. The record is from RefSeq and is a predicted model, not a curated record. Bases 317 to 2812 code for a protein of 831 amino acids. The transcript is spliced from 3 exons. NCBI's taxonomy places the organism in Eukaryota, Fungi, Ascomycota, Sordariomycetes, Cephalothecales, Cephalothecaceae.
UCCUUAAGCAUGGCUGACAGCCCCUGUUCGGGUUCCUGACUUCUUCCCCUCUUAUUAGAUCAAAUGACCAUUUCCCAACACGGGCAUAUUGUAUCUGGCCGCAUCUUGCUUCUACUUACUGCAUACUGACUGCAUACUGACUGCACUCUCUUCUUGUGUUGUCGUCUUUGUUGUCGCUGCCGGGCUGCGCAAUUGAGCAUUGUUAUUCAAGACCUCGUCUUCUCGAGGCUUGUUUCUGUUCUCUACGUCUCUCGACGCCCCCAUGGGCUUCUCGGCUUUGUGAUUUAACAGAGUCUCCGUUUUCCACAAUUCGAAAAUGCGAUUCGACAUCCUCGCGCUGGCCGCUCUUGCCGCUCUGGCCGGCGCCUCCACUCUCACUCCCCCAGUCCUCCCGCUGAUUGUCCGUAAUCCAUACUUGAGCACUUGGCUCGGCAAUGCCCGCGAUGCCCCUUGGGAGAACUGGCCCAUGUUCUGGACCGGCGCCCAUGUUGGCUUCUCGGUCAUGGCCUCUGUCCCGGGGGCUGGAAAGGUCUAUCCUCUGCUUGGACGUCCCCAUGACUCCCUUUCCCGCUCUCAUGACAGCUAUAACGUGUCGUAUCCGGACUACCUUGGCGCUACUUUCGACGCCUCGACCACAAACCUAACAUACGCCAUCAGCAACCCCUCGUCUGGUGCUGAUCCGCUGUCGCUGACGCUCUCCUUCCUGUCACCGGUCACGCCAUCUUCGACUCUGAGACAAUCGAUACCUGCUGCGUACUUGACUGUCCUAGUGGAAGGGUCCUUCGACAUUGACAUCUAUAUCGACGUCAAUGGAGAGUGGGUCAGCGGCAACAGAGGGAACAAGAUCACAUGGGAACUGAGCGAAAGAGAUCCCGCCGAGAAGGCGAGGGAGGACACCGAGGCGCCUAUAAAGACUUGGAAAGUCAAGCGGAUUAACGAGCAACUCCUGACCGAAAUUUCGGACCGCAGCGAAUGGGGCACCCUGCACUUCUCUGCUCCGUCUGACGUUUACCACCAAUCCGGAACAUCGGCCCUUGUUCGAAAGCAUUUCUCGAGUACCGGUUCCUUGAGGAAUGAGAUCGACAGCGAUUUCCGACCCAUCAUGGACGAAGAACCAGUCUUCGCCUACUCGAAAUCGUUCAAGCUGGCUCAGGGGACUGCCGGCAAGUCCAAGUCGACCGACAGCGUGGUGUUCACAUUUGCCUUGGUCCAGGACCCGGUCGUCCAAUUUGCAUCUGCCAGGGGCCUGACCAUGAUGAGACCGCUGUGGGCAUCAUACUUCAGCUCUGCGGAUGAGCUGGUGAGCUACCAUUAUUCCGACUUCGAGGCCGCAUCCGCUCUAGCAAGGAAUUACUCCGACACUCUUGGAGCGGACGCCUUCGAGUCUGGAUCCAAUGAUUAUCGGGACAUUGCGGCCCUAUCCGCCCGCCAGGUGCUGGGUGCGACCCAGUUCUCGGGGACCCCUGAUAAUCCCAUUCUGUUCUUGAAGGAGAUCUCGUCAAACGGCAACUUCCAGACCGUCGAUGUUAUCUUCCCGGCCUUCCCUUUCUUCCUGUACACCAACCCUAAAUGGCUGGCAUACCUUCUCGAACCUCUCCUGGAACAUCAAUUGAGCGGCCAGUAUCCGAAUGACUACAGCAUGCACGACAUCGGGUCCCAUUUCCCCAACGCGACCGGUCACCCCGACGGCAGAGACGAGUACAUGCCCGUCGAAGAGUGCGGGAAUAUGUUGAUCAUGGGCCUGGCGCUCGUAAACGCGUUCAGGUACGAUACCGAGCCUGCCUUCACAGCGGCUACUGCAGACCACCACACCCAGGAGAUACCAGCCUCGGCCCAAUGGCCCGGAUUGGUUGAUCGGUUUGGGAUCGAUCUGCCGCGAGAGGCGACCGCGAUGACCGGGCCCAAGGCCGCGGAGAGGUGGGCUGCACGAUCCUACAAGCUCUGGAAGCAAUGGACCGGAUAUCUUGUCCGGGAGUCUCUCAUCCCGCACAACCAACUCUGCACCGACGACUUCGCUGGGUGGCUGGCAAACCAGACGAACCUUGCCCUCAAAGGCAUCAUCGGCAUCAAGGCUAUGAGCGAGAUCGCCGAUCUGGUCGGGGAGGCGGACGAUGCGGCGCACUACAAGAAAGUAUCGGAUGCGUAUAUCGAGAAGUGGCAAGAGUACGGCAUCUCCAGGGAUAAGACCCAUGCCAAGCUGGCGUAUACCUGGUACGGCUCCUGGACGACCAUCUACAACCUAUACGCAGACUCGCUUCUCUGCUUCCACAUUCCGGAAGACUCCAGGGGUAGCGCGUCCAAGGCGUCAGGGUGGUCUGGCCAAAAGCCCAUCGGAGGCGGAUCCAAGCCGAGCACGUUCAUCCCCGACGAAGUGUAUAAGAUGCAGAGCGACUGGUACCACGCCGUACUUCAGCAUUACGGCCUGCCUCUGGACUCGAGACACCUGUACACGAAGAGCGAUUGGGAGUUCUUUGCCGCCGCCGUGACGAGCAGGAAGACGAGAACAGAGAUCCUCAACAGCAUUGCCGUGUGGGUCAACGAGACGGUCACCGACCGCCCAUUUACCGACCUAUACGAUACAGAAGGUAAGGGAGGCUUCCCCGGUCCGAGGUUCAUGGCCCGCCCCGUGGUAGGGGGCCACUUCGCCUUUCUAGCCCUAGAGCGGGCCUGCGGGGGCAAGGCGGUCGAUGCGCUCAAGUUCCUGGAUGAGCAGCCGCGGGCGGAGAUCGAUGUCAAUAAGGCCUUGCUUUCCGAUAUGUCUUGGGGCUAUGGCAGGGAGGCGGAUGAGGAGCCAUCGAUGGACGACCUAUGAGGCUUUGGCCAAUAUUGGAUAUGCGUAUAUGCGUAACUGUGUGUUUAUGCAUACACCGUGAAGAUAUAGGUACAGUGACGUACUCCAAUUUGUGUGCCUCCUCGAAAGUCGAGGCAUGUGGAGUGGAGUGGAGAAUUCGACACAGCAGAUGGUUCAGCUCCUGGGAAUUAAUUCACUUUGAUGCACGGAGAAGGCCGGUACAGAGGUAACUCGUCCGAAAUAGGUUUAGCUUAUCUCGCUUAUGGUCCAGCCCAGCAUGGGGAAAUAAAAGCAGGCCAGCCACAGCCUAGUCCACUUUUUUCUCCAACCAA